CGUCGAGGGCGAGGCCCCCAGCAGCGAGACUGGCACGUCGCUGGACAGCCCCUCCGCCUACCGCCAGGGCCCCUCGGCGCCCGGCUCCGGCCUGGGCCCCGACCACUCCGAGCUCACGCCAGGGGGCGCCUAUGGGCUGUACGCGGGGCCGCCCGGCCAGCAGCGCACGCGGAGGCCCAAGCUGCAGCACUCGACCUCCAUCCUGCGCAAGCAGGCCGAGGAGGAGGCUAUCAAGCGCUCACGGUCCCUCUCCGAGAGCUAUGAGCUCUCCUCCGACCUGCAGGACAAGCAGGUGGAGAUGCUAGAACGGAAGUAUGGGGGCCGCCUCGUGACCCGCCAUGCGGCCCGCACCAUCCAGACAGCCUUCCGCCAGUACCAGAUGAACAAGAACUUCGAGCGGCUGCGCAGCUCCAUGUCCGAGAACCGCAUGUCGCGCCGCAUCGUGCUGUCCAACAUGAGGAUGCAGUUCUCCUUCGAGGGGCCCGAGAAGGUGCGCAGCUCCUACUUCGAGGGCAAGCAGGUCUCAGUGACCGACAAGGGUGCCCCGCUGGAGGCCCUGGUGCCGGCCGAGUGCGGAGACCUGGGCCCGCCGCCUGCCCUCCAGGCCCCUGCCCCGGCCGGCGACUUCGCGGAUGCCAUCACGGAGCUGGAGGACGCCUUCUCACGGCAGGUGAAGUCGCUGGCCGAGUCCAUUGACGACGCACUCAACUGCCGCAGCCUGCACGCCGAGGGGGCACCCGUGCCCGACGCGGGGCGGACCCGGGACGCCGAGCCCUCGCCGGCCCUGCACGGCGCCGAGCAUCGCCAGCUGGACGAGAUGACCGCCUCGUACAGCGACGUCACCCUGUACAUCGACGAGGAGGAGCUGUCGCCACCCCUGCCCCCGAGGCAGGCGGGCCGCCGGCCGUCCAGCGCCGAGUCGGACCUGCGGCUGCGGCCUGGGGGUGCUGCCCAGGACUACUGGGCCCUGGCCCACAAGGACGACAAGGGGGACACGGACACCAGCUGCCGGAGCACGCCCUCGCUGGAGCCGCAGGAGCCGCGGCUGCGCGGGGAGCACCUCCCGCUGCUCACCAUCGAGCCGCCCAGCGACAGCUCCGUGGACCUCAGCGACCGCUCGGACCGCAGCUCGCUGAAGAGGCAGAGCGCCUACGAGCGCGGCCUGGGCGGGCCGCAGGGCAGCCCCAAGCACGGCCCCCACGGGCCCCCCAGGGGCCUCCCCCGGGAGGAGCCGGAGCCGCGGGCCCGGGCGCCCAGGCCCCUGGACGGCCACCUGGCCAUCAAUGGCUCGGCCAACAGGCAGAGCAAGUCCGAGUCGGACUACUCGGAUGGGGACAACGACAGCCUGAACAGCACGUCCAACUCCAACGACACCAUCAACUGCAGCUCCGAGUCUUCGUCCCGCGACAGCCUGCGCGAGCAGACGCUCAGCAAGCAGACCUACCACAAGGAGACCCGCAACAGCUGGGACUCGCCCACCUUCAGCAACGACGUCAUCCGCCGGCGGCACUACCGCAUCGGCCUCAACCUCUUCAACAAGAAGCCCGAGAAGGGCGUCCAGUACCUCAUCGAGCGCGGCUUCGUGCCCGACACGCCGGUGGGGGUGGCCCACUUCCUGCUGCAGCGCAAGGGCCUGAGCCGGCAGAUGAUCGGGGAGUUCCUGGGCAACCGGCAGAAGCAGUUCAACCGCGACGUGCUCGACUGCGUGGUGGACGAGAUGGACUUCUCCGCCAUGGAGCUGGACGAGGCCCUCCGGAAGUUCCAGGCGCACAUCCGGGUCCAGGGGGAGGCCCAGAAGGUGGAGCGGCUGAUCGAGGCCUUCAGCCAGCGGUACUGCAUCUGCAACCCCGGGGUGGUGCGGCAGUUCCGGAACCCAGACACCAUCUUCAUCCUGGCCUUCGCCAUCAUCCUGCUCAACACCGACAUGUACAGCCCCAAUGUCAAGCCCGAGCGCAAGAUGAAGCUGGAGGACUUCGUCAAGAACCUCCGAGGCGUGGACGACGGGGAGGACAUCCCCCGGGAGAUGCUGAUUGGGAUCUACGAGCGGAUCCGCAAGCGGGAGCUGAAGACCAACGAGGACCACGUGUCGCAGGUGCAGAAGGUGGAGAAGCUCAUCGUGGGGAAGAAGCCGAUUGGAUCCCUGCACCACGGACUCGGCUGUGUGCUGUCGCUGCCGCACCGGCGCCUGGUCUGCUACUGCCGGCUCUUCGAGGUUCCAGACCCAAACAAGCCCCAGAAGCUGGGGCUGCACCAGCGAGAAAUCUUCCUGUUCAAUGACCUCCUGGUGGUCACCAAGAUCUUCCAGAAGAAGAAGAACUCGGUGACGUACAGCUUCCGACAGUCCUUCUCCCUGUACGGCAUGCAGGUCCUACUCUUCGAGAACCAGUAUUACCCCAACGGCAUCCGGCUCACAUCCGCCGUCCCCGGAGCAGACAUCAAAGUGCUAAUAAACUUUAACGCCCCCAAUCCUCAAGACCGGAAGAAAUUCACCGAUGACCUGCGGGAGUCCAUCGCGGAGGUGCAGGAGAUGGAAAAGCACAGGAUAGAGACGGAGCUCGAGAAGCAGAAGGGCGUCGUGCGGCCCAGCAUGUCCCAGUGCUCCAGCCUCAAGAAGGAGCCGGGCGGCGGGACCCUGAGCCGGGCCUGCCUGGACGACAGCUACGCCAGCGGCGAGGGCCUCAAGCGCAGCGCCCUCAGCAGCUCCCUGCGCGACCUCUCAGAAGCGGGGCCCAGCGGACCCCUCCCCACCAGGGCCUCGCCCACCCCACCGGCCUCAGGCAUCACCGCUUGACCAGCGCUGGGCCCCCGUACAGAGCCUGCUGAUGACCCCAUCCCUCCCUUCAGCUUACUCAUUUCCCAGAAAUGUUUUUCUUUUUUUUUUUUUGAGUUGGAUUUUUUUCUUUGUUUCUGUCUCGUCAUUUUUUUUUUUUUUCCAUAGUGAAAAUCCGAAUUGCAUGGCCAGCGUGAGAGUCAAGCAGGGCUUCUCAACCCCGGCUCUGUUGACGUCUUGUGCCAGAGCACUCCUGGCCUCUGCCCACCAGACGCCAGUAACACCCCCCAGUCAUGACAGCCAGUAAUGUCCCCCCAAAUUGCCAGGUGCCCUCUGGGGGAGAAGUACCACCCCUGGCUGGCAGAAUUGCUGUGGUUGAGAACCGCUGGUUUUCCCUGUGGCUUGUUACACCCAGCUAAUCAUAACCAGACUGCUCGGGGCCUCUGCAGGCUUGGGGGCCCAGGGCCCGUGUUUAAGUUUGUGCAGUGGGGCAGGUUCUGGCCUCUCUGGGUCCUGUCCAGCCCCCUCGGGUAGCAGUGGCCUCAGCGCAGCCGGCUACGGCCCCUCCAGCUCCCGGUGAUCAGGGCCUCAGCUCUCCACUCUCUGCUUGGGGGCCAGACAGAGCCGUGUGCCCGGGUGCAUGGCCAUGAGAAGGGCGGAGCUCCAAGGUCUGGCUGAUUUCUGUUUAUCGUUACCGUUGCCAUUUUUGUCUGGGGAUUCUGAGCCGAGAAGGACUCCAGGGAGCGAGUCCUCUCGGGUCCUAAACCACCGCGAAGAGAAGCCCCGGGAAAGCGCCCCCUGCACCGAAGGUGAGAGGGGCGGUAAGGUGGGUGUUUGAGUCCUGGUGACCGCCAAAGCCCCAGACUGGGACAGGCCCCCGGCGACCUCCAGAGGAAGACGGGCCGGCGCCAGCUGCCUGCCGGAAGACGCCGGAGACGUGCCCCUAUGUGCUGGACUAGGUCGGGGCGAAGCUCUCCCGCACCCGCCGUGCCCCGGCCGAGAUGGGCUUGUCGGGAAGAGGUGAGGCCUCUCCCCUCGGGAUAGUGACGCCCAGCAGCCGGCUUGUCAUCGUUCCCAGAGCAGCUGCCCCAGACCUGCGACCACACGUCCCUCCAGGAGGCAGCACCCGGGGAUGUGCCUUCGGCCCGGCGCGAACCCCGGGGACCUGGGAGGCAGUCGUGGUUUGACAGCCCAGGAGGAACCGGGCGGCAGACUUCCCAAGAGGCAGGGGGACGGGCCUGACCCCCAGCCCGGCUCCCCGCUGAGCUGCGAGGCCUCGUCCCGUGUCUCCGCGUGGUCUUCCUUCAGCUGGGCCCCCUGCUCGUUUCAGUGGCACCAGAGCCCUGCCAGCCUGAGAUCAAGGACCCACAGGGACCUCCGACACGGGUGUGACUGGGCCUUAGCUCCUGCCACAGAUCAGUCAAGUCACAGUGGACCCCGUCCACGGACCCCGAGGCCCUCAGCCCCUCGCCAGCCGAGCUGCCCAGCACCGGUCCCCACGGAGAGGACAUCUCCCGGGGCGCAGCUGGAAACCUGCCAUGUCCUGCACCUGUUGGGGAAGAGCUGGUGGCUCCUGGCGGCCAGUUUCCAGAGCAGCCCCUGCUGUCCCAUGAUGGGCACUCCGCACGUGUAGCGGCCAGUGGGCCAGCGGCUGCCUCUCCUGGGGUGGGGGCCACGCUCGGGGUGGCUUCCCAAGCAGAGCCCAUCAGAGGGCCGCACAGCACGCCGAUUCUGGGGUCUUUGGCUCCGGGCCCUGGUCGAGUUGCACCUCUGGGCUUGGGUUCCCCAGAUGCAGGUGGGCCUAGCGCUGCCCUCCAGGAUCUGUGAGAGUCAGUACCCACAGAGCACUGGGGGUGGGGCCUGGCCCGUGUGCUGGCUGUUGUCACCCUCAGCGUUGCUAGGGCCACGGCGCGAGACCUCGGGCAGAGCCCUGUCUGCCUGCUGUCCCAACGCCGAGAAGCCAGGAAGGCUGGGAAGAGCCUCGCCGGGCGCCCCGUCUGGAUGCGGCUCCCAAGCUGUCCGUGGCCGGGCUGGCAGGGCCUGCUCUGGCCCUCGAGAGGUGCCGGCUGGGGCAGGGCUCACCUGAGGCUUGUGCAGGAUCCGGAGAUGGUUGGGGGGGGGACCCCAAAACAGGGCAGGCAAGGAAGGAGUGGUGGGGAUACGUGAGUGGGAGCAGCUGUCCCGGCUCCUCCUUCGUCAGUAGGUGGUGUGCACGUGUGCAGACGCACACACGUCCGUCUGCCGUGGGCAGGUGUCCGCGGGUGUGCCCGGGACUGGAGUGCAGGACUCCUGCGGGGACAUCCCGUAUCUCCUGCUGACUUGAGAAGUUGAAAAGGUGAAGUCUGAGAAACUCAGAAUCGCUCCAAGACAUCCAAGUUAGAGCUCCCCUGAGUCUUGGCCCACGGUGGGCAGGAGAGGGGCUGUUCAGCUCCAGCGGGGGCAGCGUAUGAAGCCGCAGCCCCCAGCCCCGGGCCUGGCCCAGUCCUGUUGGGAGAAGCAGGCCAGCUGGAGGGUGCUGCUGGCCCGGCGGGGCCUCUGUCCUCCCUCUCUGUCCCUAGUCCUUAGAGGAGUGUCCCCAGCCUUAGAGGGGCUAGAGAGCAGAUUGAGACGCUCCAAGGACAGCAGAGGUCUGAGCAUAGCCAGCGCAGGGAGCGGGGGCCGUGCCUAGUGGACAGAUGUGGAAACUGAGGCAAAGAGUGGGCGGCGUGCCAGGUAGGGUCACCCCUCCAGCUGCAGGGCCCCCUCUGGAGGCUGGGCUCUAAUUCUGUUCCAUGUCCCUGGGCCACCUGUUGGGACAGAAGGCAGGAAGGAAAGGUCACCACUCUUCUCACACCGGCGGAAAGGUGAGGAAGGGAAAGGUCAUUUUCAGCUGGGAACGAGGGCCAGUCCCCGCCUGGUGGUCCAUGAUCUUCAGCAACCUCAUCCGCUGUGCGGCGCAGUUCCGAGCGGGCUCUGAGGCCAGGGUCCAGCACGGCCUUCGGUGGACCCCAGGCUCCCAGCUGGAACUCAGGUUUGGGGGUCAGCAGGCAAGGCAAGGGCACCGGAGCUCGCCUGAGCCUGCCGUUGUGAGCCCAGGCCCGCGCAGCUGCCACCAUGAGGCCCGAAGGGUCCAGACAUGCCCUCUCCACCCAGCGCGGGUCGGGGUGUGGGCCACAGGGUAGCACGAGGCAACGCCUUCCAUCCUCCAGGCUCCUGGGUCCGGCCCGGGUCCAGCUCAGAAGGCAGCGUGGCCAAGAUUUCCCGCCUCAGGGGGACGGGCGGACGCGGCGUGAACGUGCUCACUGGGGGGAUUGAGCCGGUCAGUCCGUCGGCCAGAGCUUCCGUCUCCUGCUGGUGGGGACAGAGAGACACCUGUCCCGCCCCAUGGGGCUUGCCAGGCCGGCACAGGUGGAAGCUGGAAGCCGUCUUGGAGCCCCUUCUCUGCCUCAGUCUCGGUGUCCUGCAGACAUGCCUGGAGAAGUCGCCCGGGGGACCGGGACCGGCGGGGGCCAGGGCGGUCGCUGGACAUCCAGAACCAAGAGGCAGACUCAGUCUCCUCUGGCACAGCCAACACAGGUUGCGUGCCUGCUACGUGCCACGUGCGGGGGACGCAGAGGCGUUGGCAGCGAGGGCUCACGCCUGGGGAACGUGUGUGGCGUCCCAGCGGGCCGUGCCCACAGAGGACUCCAGGCCCUGCGCUGGGAGGAAGUCCCAGCGUCCCUGUCCCUGGCCAGACACUGCACAAACCAAACACGGGCCCAGGGUGCGGCCCCCCUGCUCCACCGGGAGAAAGAGGACGUGGAGUUUAGUCUCCUCACCGUCAGGCCCCCCAGCAGCCGGGGAGGCAGACGUGUGUGCGUGUGCGUGCGCCAUACAUACGUAUGUGAAAUCCACCGCAGGUCAGGCCGGGCAGGACCACGCUUGGCUCGUCCUAGCUGUGGGAGGAGCUGCCCUUGCCCAUCCCCGCUGGCAGGCAGCUGAGGCCCCCUGGAGCUCGGGGGCAGCCGGGCCUGUGCGCCCACCCCAGCCCCCCGGAGGCUCCUCCCCCCAGGCUCCCGGUCCAGGAGAGGGGGUUAAAGUUGGGCUGGUUGAAAAAGAUUUUUUUUUUUUUUUUUUUUUUUUGCUUUUUAAGAACCCCGUUGUCUUGUUAACUCAUUACUGCCCUGCCACCGGCUCCCCCGGGCCAUCCGGCGGCAGCGCCCGGCCCCGUGUCGCGUCUAACCUGUGGUAUUGCAUGUUC
Messenger RNA from Balaenoptera ricei (Rice's whale), 6989 nucleotides. RefSeq names its product IQ motif and Sec7 domain ArfGEF 1 (gene IQSEC1). Gene Ontology annotation, biological process: regulation of ARF protein signal transduction; actin cytoskeleton organization. Gene Ontology annotation, molecular function: guanyl-nucleotide exchange factor activity; protein binding. The transcript is spliced from 12 exons. Bases 299 to 2791 code for a protein of 830 amino acids. Lineage: Eukaryota; Metazoa; Chordata; Mammalia; Artiodactyla; Balaenopteridae. The record is from RefSeq and is a predicted model, not a curated record.